This is a messenger RNA of Heterobasidion irregulare TC 32-1, 1396 nucleotides long. RefSeq lists its product as uncharacterized. The transcript has 10 exons. The record is from RefSeq and is a predicted model, not a curated record. Gene Ontology annotation, cellular component: proteasome regulatory particle, lid subcomplex. Gene Ontology annotation, biological process: ubiquitin-dependent protein catabolic process. Gene Ontology annotation, molecular function: protein binding; structural molecule activity. Bases 45 to 1331 code for a protein of 428 amino acids. Lineage: Eukaryota; Fungi; Basidiomycota; Agaricomycetes; Russulales; Bondarzewiaceae.
CGUCCACCCACACCCAAUCCCUCUUAUCUCUUUCUUUCCUUGCCAUGUCUACCACCCAACAGCUUUUGGAAGAAGCGCAGUCGGCUGCAUCGACAGACACGAAGCGCGCAGAGGCAAUAUACAAGGGUAUUCUUAGUGCAGCUGCCACCACCGCCUCUAACCAUGUCUCGGAGGAACGAGAUCAGUCUUUACGAGACCAGGAGACUGCGUUGGUAAAGCUUGGAGAGCUUUACCGCGACAACCAAAAUGCAGCAGGCUUAGCCGAAGUCAUCACGCUAUCCCGCUCGUUCAUGUCAUCGACUGCCAAGGCGAAAACCGCCAAACUGAUCCGCACCCUGCUCGAUUUCUUCAAUCACAUCCCCAACAGCCAACAGACGCAAAUAGCUGUGCUAAAUGAGAAUAUUGAGUGGGCGAAGAACGAGAAGCGUGUCUUCUUGAAGCAGAGUCUUCAGACGCGCCUUGCCAGCCUUCAACUCGAUAUACAGCAGUACAAGGCUGCACUCGCGCUCAUUGACAAUCUCCUGACGGAAUUGAAGCGGCUGGACGACAAGAUGAUCUUGACAGAAGUUCACCUAUUGGAAUCACGUGUAUAUCGCGGCAUCGGAAACUUUCCCAAAGCUAAAGCUGCACUCACGUCGGCUCGCACCGCCGCCAAUUCUAUCUACUGCCCACCUCACCUCCAAGCUGCUCUCGACCUUCAUUCCGGCAUUCUCCACGCUGAGGAUCACGACUAUACCACCGCGUACUCAUAUUUCUUCGAAACAUUCGAGAGCUUGAGCGCCCAGGAUGACCCUUCGGCACUUGGCGCACUGAAGUAUAUGCUCCUUUGCAAAGUAAUGCUGAACUUGCCUGAGGAUGUCACCUCUCUCCUUUCUGUCAAAUUUGCCCUCAAAUACGCCCAGCUCCGUGAUGUUGAGAGUAUGCGAGCGGUUGCACGCGCACAUCAGAAUCGCAACCUUGCGGACUUCGAGAAGGCGCUGCGUGACUAUCGGGAAGAACUUUCUUCUGAUCCGACUAUCCGUUCGCAUCUGGCGGCUCUUUAUGAUACCCUUUUGGAGCAAAACCUGUUGCGAAUCGUAGAGCCCUAUUCCGUUGUUGAGGUUGAAUAUGUCGCGCAGCAGGUCGGCCAAGGUCGACAGGCAGUUGAGGCAAAGCUAUCACAGAUGAUCUUGGACAAAGUUUUCCAUGGUGUGCUCGAUCAGGGCCGUGGGUGCUUGCUUGUGUUUGAUGAACCAGAAGCGGAUAAUACCUAUGGUGCCGCGAUCGAUACGCUAGAGCAGGUCAGCAAGGUCGUCGAUUCGUUGUAUGCCAAGACGGUAAAAAUAGCAUAGUGCUGUGACUUGAAAUCAAUAUCUUUCCAGUUUGUAUAUUAGAUGUAUACAACAGGAUGCUGUGC